Sphaerodactylus townsendi is the source of this 1292-nucleotide messenger RNA. RefSeq names its product transmembrane protein 229b-like. The record is from RefSeq and is a predicted model, not a curated record. NCBI's taxonomy places the organism in Eukaryota, Metazoa, Chordata, Lepidosauria, Squamata, Sphaerodactylidae. Bases 264 to 746 code for a protein of 160 amino acids. The transcript has 3 exons.
GCUUGAACAGGCACCACAUGUGUCCUGUGGCUAGCAUACGGCCUGAAGAGGAGCGACGGAAAGGCUGCUGUAACGGGAGCCCUUUCCACUUCUGUGAGCCGCCAGCAGUCCCCAAGCGCCUGCCUGCCGGAGCCUGAAGACGAACAACAGGUCAGCACAGGAAGAGGAUCCAGAAGUUUCCUCUCUUGAAGAGCCCUGUUGCUGACAGAAGCUCAGAACAACGAAGGGCCCAGGGACUGGCAGCCAUCCAAAGGUUGCAAGCCAUGGGGAGCCCGCCCGAGCCCCUGCCGCAGCUGUGCCGGGGCUACAUCUACGCCAUCCACGGCUUCUUCUUGGAGAAGAUCUUUGCAGCCAUGGUGGGCGAAGACAGCCCUUUCGAGCGUGCCGGCAGCCUGGGCUCCUUCCUGGCCUACGGCUUCUGCGGCCUGACCUUGGAGCGCAUCUACCUGGCUCUGCGCAAUGACUGCUGCCUCCUGACCCGCUGCCUCCUCUACAUCCUGUGCAUCUACUCAUGGGAGCUCGGCACGGGCGGCCUCCUGUCCUGCUUUGGAGCCUGUCCCUGGGACUACGGCGAGUACAGCUACAACCUGAUGGGCCUGAUCGCCUUGGAGUAUUUCCUCUUCUGGUUCGUGGGCUCCCUUCUGCUGGAGAAACUGGUCAUCUGCAACACGCUGCGGAUCCUGCUGGCCGAGCCCUGGAAAGCCGAGAAGAAACCUAUGCCCAGAUUUGAACUGAAAGACGACUGAUCUUGGUUGGGCCGGGAGGGGGAGGGGAGAGGGGUGUCAGUUGGAGUUGGAGAUCAGCUGCGUCCUUCUCUCAAACCCAGCUUCCUUUUUAACAAAACACCCUCCCUGGGAGGGUUUCCUUUCUUUGCAAUCCCUCUGGUCCCUUUCUCCCUCUUCUGGAAAGCACAAGAGGAAGGAACAACCAGGAACAUCUUCCUGCCUCUAUGAGCCAACCUGGGGGAACCGCCAGAGAUCUGAACUUGGUUGAGGGUCACAGACAAGUCCCACCUUCCAUAUUCUCCUCGUUUGGGUCCUCUCCACGAGCUGCACAUGAAAACUGCUAAAUAGUUCAGUGGUAAUUUUAAAAAACUUCCCAAGGGGAAAGGACCAUCACCCCCCUGCUCUUCCAUCCCUGGAUUUGCCACAGAGCAAGAUCCUAAAAACAAGGCAGAGGUCUGAUUGAAGGCUGAGAACUCCAUUCUUUUCAGGGUUCCUUCCCAACAAACUGACUUGUAGCAACUCCGUUUAUUUUGAAUAAAAUAUUAUUAAUAAAUUAUUUGUUUUUAA